Molecule: messenger RNA, 1322 nt
Organism: Engraulis encrasicolus (European anchovy)
Lineage: Eukaryota; Metazoa; Chordata; Actinopteri; Clupeiformes; Engraulidae
Exons: 7
Coding region: 208-831 (207 amino acids)
Source: RefSeq, a predicted model, not a curated record
GUUUAUCACUCUCACAGCACGUCCAAAGAAAAGGGUCUUGCCACUGUUGGCCAUUUGGGGGUAUAUGGAAGCGAUUGCAGUGGGGGACGUUCGUAGAAAAACAAAGUAGAGAAGCGACCGCCCCGUGUUCGUCCAGCUGGUCCAAACCUAAACUUUGGAUGGAUACGCAGCCUACUUCCUGGAGACGACGCAAGCAGUAGCUGGAAGAUGGAAGGCGCAACCCAAACGACGACAGUGGCAGAGCCAAGUUCACCCAGCCCUGUCUCUCACACUCCCACAACAACAGCAGACCCGUUGGUCCAAGUAACGUUUCAGAAGGACCCGAACAGAAAGCACAAAUUUUUGGAGUCAGAACCCAAAGCGCUGGGGUGCACUCAGAUUGUACUUGGUUGUUUCCUGAUCAACUACGGUAUCCUCGACCAACAAGGCAUCGAACGAUGGGAAGGUCCGUUAGUAGUGCACAUACUAAGUGGAAUCUUUGCGAUUAUGGCUGGAAGUAUGGCUAUUGCAGCACAGCAACUUACACUUCCCUACUUGAAAUCCUGUUUGGGAAUGCAGGUGAUUGCCUGUGUAAUCUGUGGGAUCACCUUCUUUUUGGUCAUGGUUGGCAGUGAGGUCAUACAUUUUGGCUCCUGCUAUCAUGAGUUUGACGGCUGCUUAAUGUUGAGGGAUGCUGAGCUCCAUCUCAUCAUGGAGGACGCGGUGGUCCUGAUCACCCUCAUCUGCAUCUCUGCCACGCUGGCUGCCUACUGCUGCAAAGUGGUGCAGUGCUGCUCACCGGUGGGCCACGUGCCUGUGAUCACAGUGCAUGUUCCUGCGGACCAGCAAUGACAAACAGAAUCAAGAGAGAAGCAGAAGGGCCAUCAUGUGUAUGCCGAUUUGUAACCAUGAAAUAUAUUGAUUUUGCCUAUUCAGUGUUUUGAAAUAUAGUGUGUGUGUGUGUGUGUGUGUGUGUGUAUGUGUGUGUAAAAUUAUCUGCUACUGCAUAUAAUUGUACAAUUGUCUAUUUUUCAUAUAUUUGAAAUGCUUACACGUCAUCACAAGUAUAACGUUGUAGGCCUACUUAGUGCACAUUCAAUACACUGUAUAUUUUUUUAACUGUUGUCAUAAAUACACUGAUAGUAUAUGGAGCACCAAAAACAAUUCAAUCAUACAGUAAUUCCGUGAAAUCAGCCUGUCCAGUUGGGAAGCCAAAGGUUGACAGUUAUACUGUUGGUGGUGUGUCCACAGACCAUUGGCAAGAGUAGCCAAAUGGACUCACAUAAGACUGAUUUGGUGUAAUAGCAUGCAUGAUUUUUUUAUAUAACCUUUUCCAAACAAAU